Camelus dromedarius (Arabian camel) is the source of this 3474-nucleotide messenger RNA. It is a transcript of the gene NEK5, whose product is annotated as NIMA related kinase 5. The record is from RefSeq and is a predicted model, not a curated record. Gene Ontology annotation, molecular function: ATP binding; protein kinase activity. The transcript has 23 exons. Gene Ontology annotation, biological process: protein phosphorylation. Bases 85 to 2577 code for a protein of 830 amino acids. NCBI's taxonomy places the organism in Eukaryota, Metazoa, Chordata, Mammalia, Artiodactyla, Camelidae.
GCGGCCCGGGAACCCGGAUCCACGGGAGACACUGCUCUCGCCCUGUGGAGCCCGCGGAGCAGAAACCUCCGUGCAUUGGAGACCAUGGAUAAAUAUGACGUGAUUAAGGCUAUCGGGGAAGGUGCCUUUGGGAAAGCAUACUUAGCCAAAGGAAAAUCAGAUAGCAAACUCUGUGUUAUAAAAGAGAUCAGUUUUGCAAAGAUGCCCAUCCAAGAAAAAGAAGCUUCCAAGAAAGAAGUCAUUCUUCUGGCAAAGAUGAAACAUCCCAACAUUGUAACCUUCUUCAGUUCCUUUCAAGAAGACAAUAGGCUCUUUAUUGUGAUGGAGUAUUGUGAUGGAGGGGAUCUCAUGAAAAGGAUCAAGAGACAACGGGGAGUGUUGUUUCGUGAAGAUCAGAUUCUGAGUUGGUUUGUACAGAUUUCUCUAGGAUUAAAACAUAUUCAUGACAGAAAGAUCUUACACAGGGACAUAAAAGCCCAGAACAUUUUUCUUAGCAAGAAUGGAAUGGUUGCAAAGCUUGGGGACUUUGGUAUAGCAAGAGUUCUAAACAAUACCAUGGAACUUGCUAGAACUUGUGUUGGAACACCUUACUACCUGUCUCCAGAGAUCUGUCAGAAUAAACCCUACAACAAUAAAACGGAUAUCUGGUCUCUUGGCUGUGUCUUAUAUGAGCUCUGCACACUCAGACAUCCUUUUGAGGGUAACAACUUACACCAGCUGGUUCUGAAAAUUUGUCAAGCACAUGUUGCCCCAAUAUCUCCAAGGUUUUCCCGGGACCUACAGUCCUUGAUAUCCCAGCUCUUUGAAGUAUCUCCUCCAGAUCGACCCUCCAUUAAUUCCAUCUUGAAAAGGCCAUUUUUAGAGAAAUUAAUUGGCAAAUACUUGACUCCUGAGGUCAUUCAGGAAGAAUUCACUCACAGCCUCAUACAUAAAGCAAGAGCGUCUGCUUCUCAACCUGCUGGAAAGGUGGUCCAAGAUUCUAAAAUACAGAAAGUGAGAUUCCAGGGAAAGUGCCUACCAAGAUCAAAGAUAUCAGUGCCAACUAAAAGGAAGGACAUAUUAUAUAGAAAUGAAUGGAGACCACCAGCUGGAGCCCUGAAGCCAGUAUCUAUAAAAAUGGCAGAAAGGCCCAAACUUGCUGUGUGUGGACAUUAUGAUUAUUAUUAUGCCCAACUUGAUUUGUUGAGGAAGAGAGCCCACGGACCAAAUUACCACUAUGUUCCUCAAAACGAUACCAGAGUUGAGGAGAAUUAUAAUCAGGAAGAACGCCACAGUCCGCCUCCAGGUCAAUGGCCUGCUGAAUACCUUCAGAGGAAAUUUGAAGCUCAACAAUAUAAGCUGAAAGUGGAAAAACAGUUGGGUCUUCGUCCGUCUUCUGCUGAGCCAAGUCACAAUCAGAGACAAAAGCUAAGAAGUAACGGAGAAGAGCCUGGAUUCCAGGGACUGCAGUUCAGGAGAAACGAAAUGAAGGAACAGGAAUAUUGGAAGCAGUUAGAAGAAAUACGCCAACAGUACCACAGUGACAUGAAGGAAAUUAGAAAGAAGUUGGGAUGUGAACUGGAGGAGGACUCAAAAAUAAAUCCUAAAACCUAUUUGGUGAAGAAGAGCGACCUGCCCGUCCACCAGGAGGCCCCCGAGGAAGAAGCCCCCGUGCAGGAUAUUGAAAGAGACUUGAAACAAAUUAGACUUGAGAGCAUAAAGGAAGGUAAAAUUCCAGAACAAAAAUAUAAAGCUAAGAGAGGGGUAAAGUUUGAAAUUAAUUUAGACAAAUGUAUUUCUGAUGAAAACACCCUCCAAGAGGAAGAGGCAAUGGAUAUACUAAAUGAAACGUUGACCUUUGAGGACGGCAUGAAGUUUAAGGAAUAUAAACGUGUAAAGGAGCAUGAGGAUUAUACAGACAAAGCAUUUGAAAAACUCUGUUGCCCAGAAGCAGAGCUGUUCAUUCAGGACGCUGCAGCUGCAGAGAACAGGAGGCAAUGGGACACUGGCGCUCCUCAGACUCUGCUACAAAUGAUGGCGGAGGCCGAUGUCACCUCCCGCUCCACCGUGCCUGAGGAUGGCCAGGUGAUCGUGAUUGAAGGCGUUCCAGAAAAUAGGAAACAGUGGCGGCGCGAAGCACCAGGAACCUUAAUGAGUGUUUUGGCAGCAGCACAUCUAACAAGGAGCUCGUUUUCUGCCAGUGAUGGAGAAUUUGUGGGAACAUUAAAACCACAGCGUCCUGAAGAAGAUGAGGGGAAGGUGGCAGUGGCCUCUGACAUUGAGGUAGAUGAAGAACAACCAGAACCAAGAUCUGAUGAUGAUGAUACAAAUUUUGAAGAAUCUGAAGAUGAGUUGAGAAAUGAAAUAGUAGAAUCCUUGGAAAAACUUGCUACUUCCAAAGAGGCAGAAAAAACAGAAGUGGCUUCUGGUUCCUCUAAGGAUGCUGAGAACUUAGAGAAAAGAGAGGGGAUAAGCAUGCACAAGUAUGCAGAAUUAAACGAAGGUUUGGAGAAUAUUUCUACUCUACCUAAUGACAAAAUCUGUACUGCUGACGAAGACCAAGAAAUGUCACCAACCAGUCAAAAUACCCAAGUGUGACUAUUGAACUUUUUAAAAGUAAUGUUAGUAUCUAUUGACUUAGUGUCUCUGGGUGCAAGUUGUAAAUAUUCAUUUAUUGUAAGGGUUUUCCAGUAAUCCCAAGGCUUUGUUAGUUUUUCUCUCAAUUUAGACAAUAGGACUGACUUUUGAGUGUAGACAUUAAUAUUUUUACUUUAACAUUUCUGUUAAGAAAUCUUUCAGUGGGGAGGGUAUAGCUCAGUGGUAGAGCGUGUGCUUAGCAUGCGUGAGGUCCUGGGUUCAAUCCUCCGUACUUCCAUUAAAAUAAAUAAGUAAAUAAAUAAACCUGGUUACCUCCCCCUAAAAACAAACAAACAAAAAGAAAUCUUUUAGCUAUGUGUGGUUGGCAGAGUAAUGUGACUCCCUCCAACCCACAUACACCCAAAGAUAUGAAUAUAUUUUUACUAGGCAAAGAGGAAUUAAGGUUGCAGGUGGACUUAAGGUUGCUAAUCAGCUGACCUUAGAAUAGGGAGGUUAUCAGGUAGGCUCAACGUAAGCACAAGCAUGAAGUGGGAGAGGGAGGCAGAAGAGAGAAUCAGAGAGGUGGCAGCUGAGAGGGAUUCAGCCUGAUGCUGCUGGCUUUGAAGACAGAGGAAGGGGCCACAAGCCAAAGAAUGCAGGCAGCCUCCAGAACCUGGGAAAGGCAAGCAAACGGAUUCUCCCUUAAAGCUUGAAGAAGGAAUGCAGCUCUGCCAAUGCCUUGAUUUUAGCCUCGUGAGAUCCACUGUAGACUUCUGACCUACCGAACUGUAAGAUAGUAAAUUUGUGUUGUUUUGACUAAGUUUGUGGUGAUUUGUUGUUAACCAUAGAAAACUAAUACAAUGUACAAAUUCACUCAUUUAAAAUAAUGAAUCUGUCAUUUUAUAAAACUGUGGUUUU